CAGCACCCACCGCGUCCACAUCAGGCAGCUCGGCGUCUACACUCGACGCUAAUCUCAUUAAAGGAUGGAUGACAGAAUGUGAACAGAAGCACGUGAAUUGCAGCCUCCUGAAGGAAUACAUAAAGUCAAACGAUGCUCUCGAUAUCCUUCUCGUUGAUGUCAAAAACAACCGAAUCGUCAAAGGCCACACAAACCAACGCUAUGUCGCACUCAGCUAUGUCCGCGGCAACGUCAAAAUGCUACAGACGCUUAAGGAGAACUUCAAUACCCUACGUCGUGACACAGCUCUCGAUCCGCAUAAAUCAAAACUUCCAAAGGUGGUCAUAGACGCUAUGAAAUUGGUCUCCUUGCUGGGGGAACGAUAUCUCUGGGUCGAUACUCUGAGUAUUGUGCAAGACGAUAUCAUUCGCAAGAGCGUGAUGAUCAACAACAUAAACCAGAUAUACGGAAAAGCUUUAUUUACGAUUGUUGCCGCCUCAGCUCGCGAUGCAAACACGGCUCUCCAUGGCGUGAAUGCUGGGACUCGUCUGCCAUACGUUGUGGAAGAAACGAUUGACGGGAAACGGUUUCUCUCUCGUCCAGCAAAUUUACGUACUCUUCUCAAUCAGGGCUCGUACGGGACCCGUGCCUGGACGUACACAGAACGACUCCUCUCGCAGCGCUGUCUGAUACUGACGCCGCAUCAAGCGUAUUUUCAGUGCCCGGAGGCUGUGCAUACGGAUGCCAAUGCUAGUAAACCGGAUAUGAUUCACCCUGAGCUGGACAUCCCCAGUGGGUUCCUCAUUUAUGACGAGCUUGUGCGUUCCUUCACUCGCCGCUCACUAUCAAACCCUAUGGAUAAGCUCCCAGCCUUUGCUGGCAUCGCCACAGCUCUCAAGGAAGACUAUAAUUCGAACUUCGUCAACGCUUUGCCUGAAGCUGUUCUCGACGCAGCACUGCUCUGG
Messenger RNA from Lindgomyces ingoldianus, 944 nucleotides. RefSeq lists its product as uncharacterized. Lineage: Eukaryota; Fungi; Ascomycota; Dothideomycetes; Pleosporales; Lindgomycetaceae. The transcript has 2 exons. The annotation marks the transcript as partial. The record is from RefSeq and is a predicted model, not a curated record.